This is a messenger RNA of Pichia membranifaciens NRRL Y-2026, 1218 nucleotides long. RefSeq lists its product as hypothetical. The record is from RefSeq and is a predicted model, not a curated record. The transcript has a single exon. Lineage: Eukaryota; Fungi; Ascomycota; Pichiomycetes; Pichiales; Pichiaceae. The coding region runs from base 49 to 1134 and encodes 361 amino acids.
GUUGCUGUCAAAACUAUAGCAAGUGCUAAAUACUGACUACAACUGAUUAUGAACAACUUGUUGGAGAGCGCUGCCGACAACAUCUUUAUAACUUCCGCAAAUGUUUUGGAUACAUUGACAUACAGGUUUUCGAACACAGCGACAAAGGUGACAAUACCAAAUAAUAACGAUUCGCUCACUGCGCCGCUGACAGAGCAGCUUGCAAAGGACUAUGACACGUUUAACCAGGUGUUGAACGACUACGGCAUGGAUCUCAGCAACUGCGUGUACAUAUUGAACAGCAUGAAGACUAAGAAUCAGAAGGAGAAGGUGAUAAAGGCCAAGCGUGAGCAGCAGCGGCUGGAGGAGGAAAGGCUUAGACUUAUAAAGGAGAAAGAGGACAUGGAGAAGAAAGAAAGGUUUGCUAAGGAAAAUGCACAAAAGCAGUCUGCUCAGUUGAAUGGCGAGAAUGGUCUAACACAGGUGGACAGCAACGGCCAUAACAGCAGUAGCAACAAUAACAUAGACCUGUUCAACAUGGGAUCUACACCUGCAUCUACUACUAAUACCAACGGUCGCACCAGUGGGGGUAACAGCAAUGGCGGAAACGAUGGGGAUGAUAUGAUGCUGGACCUAGACUUGGACAACUUCAACUUCGACGGCACAGGUGCCGACAUGAUGAACUUUGAUUUCAACGACCCGAUGUCUAUGGGCAGCAGUGAUAAGGGCAACUUGCAAGGGGUUAAGAGCGGGAUGAAUACGAACAGAACGAGCCACAAUUCCCAAAGCAGCAACACAAAUGCCAAUGCAAGUGGAAUGGCAAACCUAAAUUUAAGCACAAAUCUGAACACGAACAAUAAUGCAAAUACUAAUCAAAAUGCUAAUUUGAACACCAGCACAAAUGCAACCUCAACGAAUGCAAACUCGGGAGCAAACGAAUAUUUUAAUUUUGGCCAAGACUCCGAUCUGGCAGAUUUGAAUCUCGACUUCUUACAAGAUGACGAGAUGGGUAAUCUGAUGCAGAAUAUGGCGGUAGACGGAGGUGGUUCGGGUAACUCAAAAAACGAAAACGAGAUGAAUGAUGAUGCUCUGGCCGCAGACCAAAUGGAGCAGUUGUUCAGUCAGUUUGACGAGAUGGUGGGAAACGGUAUUUGAGCCUCUUGGGUAUCGUUAUAGUCUGACGUAUUUAUCUAGCUACAUAUAUAGGUGUGUGUAGAAAGGAAAAAGAUCAGUUGUUUA